AUGUCCGACAGCGAUUCGGAUCCGGAGGAGGAGCUGUUCUAUCGCGCCACCCAGCACGUGGCUGGGAAUACCUCCUCCCUGGCCUCCGCAGAUCUGCUGGAAUUCUACGGCUACUACAAGCAGGCCAUUGACGGACCCUGUACCGAACCCAGUCCCGGCAUACUACAUCUGAAGGCUCGUAACAAGUGGCUCGUUUGGCAUAAUCUCGGCAAGAUGACGGCCACAGAUGCCCGGCGCGCAUAUGUCCAGAAGUUACAAAAACUACAGCCCAAUUGGCGGAAGAAGGCGGCCCGGACAACUGGCUGGGUGGUGCAUUCGAUUGAGACGGUGCCGCUGGAAGAUCAUCGUCCGGAGAGCGAGAAGACGCUCUUCGAUCAUGUCAAGGAGAACAAUUUGCCGCGUUUGAGGGAGCUUAUGACGCCGUCGGAUAUCCAGGAACUGGACGAGUACGGCAUGGCCCUAAUCCACUGGGCAACGGACCGCAAUGCCGUCGAUAUUAUUGAGUUCCUGGUGAAGAGUGGCGCCAGUGUGAAUCAACGGGACGCGGAACAGCAGACGCCAUUACAUUACGCCGCCAGCUGUGGCCACGUGGAGGCUCUGCGCUGCCUGCUGGACCUCCACGCCAAUCCGACACUGUGCGACUCCGAAGGACAAACCUGCUUGGACGUGGCCGACGAUGAGCAGAUCUGCACUGUGCUCCGCUUAGAGAAGGAACGCUUGCAGGCAGCCGCUUCCUAAUCGCAUCCUCAAAUUUUAGAUCAAUAGAUUCCACUUUGCCCAUCAAGAACCACUGUAAACACUAUGUAUGUUUUAAGAAAUUUUAUGACAAAUUACAAUGUGUAUUAAGGGUA
This is a messenger RNA of Drosophila ananassae, 851 nucleotides long. RefSeq names its product acyl-CoA-binding domain-containing protein 6 (gene anox). Gene Ontology annotation, molecular function: protein binding; fatty-acyl-CoA binding. The coding region runs from base 1 to 738 and encodes 245 amino acids. NCBI's taxonomy places the organism in Eukaryota, Metazoa, Arthropoda, Insecta, Diptera, Drosophilidae. The transcript has a single exon. The record is from RefSeq and is a predicted model, not a curated record.